CAUCUGUCCCUGUCAAAUAUCCAACAUAACCUCAAAUGGCGUUUUUAUUUACUUGUUAAAGUUGAUGAAAACAAGCGAUUUACUAUAAUGGUGGGUGAAUAAAUCUUUAAAAAGUGAUAACUGUUUAGCUAACGCCACCUGAGAUGGGUGCUUUAGUGACCAAGGCUUUGCGGCCGAUAAAAUCUUUCAACAUCGAAAAUCGGGCUCACCGUGUAAUAUCGAAGGAAAAACCGGUGCCGGCGCCGAAAUACCCUUCCAACCUCGAAGAUGUGCGUCGAGCGAUGGAGCUGGAGCCCGACCUGGACGAGAAACUCGAGAAAAAGGACGUAGCUCUGGAUGAUAGGUUGAAGAAUGUUUAUGUAACUUCGAAAGGCAGGCCGGAGGAUGAUAUUACGAGGGAGGCGAUGAGCUCGGGCCGCCUGCUGCCGCAGGACCGCAAGCUCCUCCCAGACUACGACUUUGGCUUCAAAGAACCAGAACAGGUCAAAUACGGACGCACAACCCUCAGAAGCGCAAUGGAUUUCAUCUCCUCACAUCAAGCCAACCCUACUGAAGUCACCGCCGAGAAAAUAGCCUUAGAAUAUAAGCUAAAGGAAGAGGAUGUUAAAAAUAUACUCAAGUAUUUUAAAACAUUUGAAGUGUAUGUGCCGAAGACUAAGUCCUCGCCUGCUACGUUUGCGGGGCCCGCAGCUAUUAGACAUGGAAAACAACCUGUAUACAAGGUUCUAGAAGGCAAUGGAGAUAAAACAGAUAAUCUUUUGGAUGAGGAUAAAACAAAACAGAAGAGCUAGAUAGAAUAAAUAAUAUUAGAUGUUCAUUGAAUAUCUUCCUAAUAAGUUAAAUGCUACAGAUAUACUGAAUGGAGGGGUAUAUGCAAUGCAGAAUUUUAAAGCUGUUAAUGAAUAUUAUUUAUUAGGUUUACAGAAACUUACUCAAAGUGGAGAUUGUGUGACAUUGACAUGUCAUUGUUAUAUUGACUGGUUGAUUUUCAACAUAUUCUCAUCUACUUAUACUUAUACUUUUUUUUGCACAGAAUGUUUAUUUAAUACUAUCUAGUAUACAAAUAAGGACCUAAUACAACUUAAAAUAAUGUGAUUUAGAUGUAGUAGUAAAUAAUAAUAAAAUAUGUUUUGUUGUUCA
Messenger RNA from Plutella xylostella (diamondback moth), 1140 nucleotides. RefSeq names its product NADH dehydrogenase [ubiquinone] 1 alpha subcomplex assembly factor 4. The record is from RefSeq and is a predicted model, not a curated record. Gene Ontology annotation, biological process: mitochondrial respiratory chain complex I assembly. Gene Ontology annotation, cellular component: mitochondrion. NCBI's taxonomy places the organism in Eukaryota, Metazoa, Arthropoda, Insecta, Lepidoptera, Plutellidae.